GAAUAUUAUAGUGAAAUAUGAAUUUGUUGAUUUAUGUGUAGUUUAUUGUAAGAACGAGCAAAUGGACGCAUAAUUUACUCAUAAGAGUGUUGAAAGGAAAUUGUUUUCAUUUCACCACAUGAAGACAGUGGGAAAGUAAAUUGUGACUUAACUAAGCCGUGUCCAAUAUAUAGUACGCCAAAUAUAACCGUACUGACGUAAAUAUGACCAAAUUCAAAAACGGUACCAUCUCUUGUUUUUAUUUAAAUUGUAAAUAAGUAUAAAUUUUACGUUUAUGGGAGUGUUUUCUGCCUUCGCGUCCCAAUAGCUAAAUAUCUUUAGACUCGCGUAUUUGCUUCAUGUUAAUGUCCUAAAUGUGUCAUGUGUCUGUCGUUCGGGGUACAAUAGACUAAGAAAUUUUGAGUAAAGGAUGUAUAAUCAAUUUAUUUAAUCUUCCUGUCAAAACAAGAUAAAGUAUUAAACCAACUGUGUAAUUGGAACGGUAAAACAGCAUUCACAAGAAUGCCAGUUUGUUAGAAACAUCAAACAUUCGUAUUGUUCAAAUACUUUAAUACAACGUCCAGACAAAAUCUCCGUUCAAAGCCGUUCUUGAUUUACAGUCCUGAUGCAGUGUCGCAUUUCUGGAUAUUUUGAAGGCAUUGACCCGCAAUUUUUGAAUAUUUCUUGGCCAUCUUAAUCCUGUGAAUUUUAUUCAUAAUUCCUGGCUUGGUUUAAGUGUAAUUAAGUGUUUUGUGUGUACGAAUACUUUAAUCUAAUGAGAUUAUUAUAAACAAGCGUAAAUCCUAGCAACAUUCUGUUUUACAAUCCUUUUGUCGUUGAUUUUCCUGCCUAAAAAUGCUACGGAACCAGUACAGCACAAAGUACUCGCAGCAAGAGAUUAAACUGAUCUUGACAAUAAUGUAUACAAAUUUGACCAUGAUAUUCUAAACAUGGAAGUGGCUAGCUAAUAUCUUUAGCCAAAAUACUUUUGCAAUAAAACCUUGUACAUUAUAAUUUAACACGUCGUAAUCGUAAACACACAGUAUGUUCUAUGCAUUGUAACCUUAGAUCAUUUCAAAACAGUAAAUGGUUUGAAUAAAGAACAGCGCAGGGACAUGAAUAUUUUGACCUAACCUGUGAUAUUUAUAUGACCUAUCGAUUUUCCCACGCGCGCAUAGUUCAUUUUACAACUAAUGGAGUAACUCCUAAUAGCCCCCGACCAACGCGUUUUUCUCUUAUCUUCAUUUCUCAUCUGUUCCUGAAGAUUGACAUUUAUUUCCUUCACUCAGAAAAUAGUUUAAGUCACAGAUAAACACUCCCAUACUAAGUUUGCCAGCACUACGCAUGCUCUCGACUAAAACGUCUUUGCAUAUAAAACAGCGAUCUUACGUCAAAUUUAUCCGGCACAGAUAAUUGCUAUUUAUGUGAAGCACACCGCGUAUGAGAGACUGUAAGCAUGAUUGGCGCAACACCUCGCUAAUCUUCAUAUUCUGUAUCAAAAACAUGGUACAACGUUGCGUCGUGUUUAUGUUUCGUGGCAAAGUUAUCACUUGAGUCGUUGACCAACACAAGGCACCGACGUUUAUUCUGCAAGCGAAACAGCUGACGAUAAUGAUCACAGAGUUAAACAAGGUUCAUAUCAAAUGCGUUGUAUAAUUGUCUCUGCGUGAAGGAACGCUUGAACGUUUAGGUCUAAAGCAUUUGAAGUUACGAGUGGAUUUGAGAGCAUGUUUUGGGUUAUGUUAACAGCUGUGUUAACUUGGGGUGUUUGUGGAAUACUUGCAGCAGGUUCUAGUCAGUCAGAAUCACAGUGUGUUGGCACACCGCUUAAUAAACUUACAGUGAAUGAAGGUCUAACAGCUGGGACAGUUUUGUUGAGGUUCAAACAAGAUCAAAAUAUCGUGUAUUCCUUUCAUCAGGACUUGUACUCGCAACCGGCGUUAAAUAUAUUCCAAAUAUCGCCUGCAGGAAUUGUUACAAAUAUUGUUACACUGGAUCAUGAAGACGAGAGAGGCAGUGAAUUCACUUUGACAGUUCUCGCGAAUAACAUUGGCAAAUCAUCGCAAGAUAGCGCAUUCGUAACGGCUUGUUCGUUGUCAAUUAUAGUCGUUGAUAUCAAUGACAACUCCCCACAGUUCAAGAAAGAUUUAUAUGUCGGAUAUGUCACAGAAACGUCCACAAGCACAGUAGUUCAAGGCUUACAUGGUAUAUACGCUACUGACCUAGACUCAGAGACAAACUCCGUUGACAGUUAUGAGAUACUUCCUGGAAACGGCGCAGACAAAUUCGAAGCAGUUACGGAGACCCUGAGCGGAGUUAAAUUCCUAAAUAUUCGAAGCAAAGGCAAGCUUGAUCGAGAAGAGGCCUCGUUUUAUGUCUUGACUGUACAAGCCACGGACGGUGGAACUCCAACGAGAAGUGCUCGCACGCAAGUGAGAAUUAAUAUUGAGGAUAGAAAUGAUUGCGCUCCUAAGUUUACAUCCUCAGAAUAUAUCGUGACAGUCCUCUCAACAACCCCUGUUUCUACUGCAAUUCUAACCGUUCAUGCCCAGGAGGAAGACUAUGGAAAGAAUGCUGAUAUUUAUUACUACUUUAAGAGAUUUCAAAAGAAAUCCCAGAAUGAUAACUGUUUCACACUUGACCCGCAUACUGGAGUCAUUCGCGUCGCUAGAAAAUUAGAUUUUACUGGAAGUUUGAUUCACAUGACGGUGGUUGCUCAGGAUCGCGGAAUACCGGCUAAACGCUCGGAAACUGUGGUGAAAAUUAGACUAUACCAAGGAAGAUCACAUGUUUACGACCACGAUCAACCAAUUGUCUUCGCAAAAAAUUCUUAUUUAGCAAGAAUUCGAGAAGAUUUACCCAUCAACUCUCACGUUUUUCAUCCAGACGUUCUCAAUUUGAGGAGAUCAAGAAAUGAGCCUAAAUUUAAAAUUUUGUCUCAUCUAGAAGUUCCUUUUGAAGUGGAUACUCAUAGCGGUUUCCUGUAUUUGACUGAAAACUUAGAUUAUGAAAGGAAAAGCGUUUAUGAAUUUAGCUUGGCGUUGACCUCGUCUCAAGAAAGUGUCGCGAACGUGACUGUUUUGGUUGACGAUGCUGAUGAGAAUGUCAACCCACCUGCAUUUCAUCGACUCAACGACGAAGCUGAAUUUAGCAGAGUCGGAAAUAGGGAAAUGUCUCGUUUAGUGAAAGAGGUUAAAGCGUUUGACCCAGACGACAGAUCGAAUGCCAGGCUUAGUUAUUUCAUUGAUGAUGGAGAUGGUAUUGGUAGAUUCACAAUUGAAGAAUCUACGGGUCGGGUUCUCUCUGUUCCGCGUUUGAAUUGGAAUGAAGUUGAUCAUCUUGGCUUAGUUAUAGAAGCUAGGGACAGCGCAAGCCGAUGGAGAAGCGGAAAGCAAUUCUUAUUUAUAACUGUGGUGGGGGAACAGGAUUGUAACCCAAUGUUUGAGAAGAGUGUUUACGACGGGAAUAUACGGGAGAAUUUACCACGUGGAACAUUCGUGACUGUCACGAGAGCGCAAAUGUGUCGAGGGCAGAGAGUGGAGUACUGGAUCACUGCAGGGAACUCAAGAAAUAACUUUAAGAUUGACAAAGAAUCUGGAAUUGUAACUACAACAAAACCACUCGACAGAGAGAAAGAACCCGAGUAUACAUUGGAAAUAACAGCAAGAAAUGGGUCAAGAAGUUCCAAGACAUUGUUGGUUAUAAAUAUCGAUGAUGUCAAUGACCAUAGUCCUUUGUUUUCCAGAAAGAGAUUUCAGGUUGGAAUCACUGAAAACAGAGGUGAAAUAACGAGCUUACUUAUGUCUUGUUGCAACAGACAAAGACUACGGUAAUAAGCCAGAGUGAAAUACAACAUCGUGUCUGGAAAUAGAAAGAACUUGUUUAAUAUUGACGUCGCACUUGGAAAUCUAUCGUGUAAAUCCUUGAACUUUGAGGAUACAAGGGUACAUACAUUGAGAAUCAAGGCCACUGACCAAGGUGUUCCCCCACGUUCCUCGUUCACCACUGUGCAAGUAUUGGUAAAGAAUGUUAAUGAUCCCCCGAAGUUUGAGUCUGAUGAAUCAACAGUUGAAAUUCUUGAAGAGAAUCCUGCAGGCACAAGAGUGGCAUUUCUCCCAGUUGUUGACGAAGAUGAAGGAAGAAAUGGCGAGUUUGAAUGUAGUUAUGAAAAUGUUGAUCCUAAAGAAUUUGGCAAAUUUCGAAUAGAAACGUUUAGCAAUGGAUGUGAAGUCAAGAGUAAAGUAUUGUUGAAGUGGUUUGAAGGAAAUUCUUACUCGUUACGCGUGAGAGUAAAUGAUAAAGCUCCUCUUUUGAUUCGCAAGUCAGAUUUUAUCAUAGUUAAAAUUAAGGUAAAGGACGUCAACAACCAUGAUCCAAUGUUCCUGCAAGACUCCUAUUGGUCCUCUGUGUCCCCUGGUACAACUUCUAUCCUUACUGUAACCGCUACUGAUGAAGAUGGCGGGCGUAAUGCCAGGAUACGAUACUCCUUGGCAGUGCGACGUCUCAAAUAUUUCGCAUUGACUCACGAAUUGGCCCUGACAGCAGUCAAAGGAAAACUUCAUGUUGGCAAACAUAAAGUGGAUGUGUAUGCUGAGGAUCAAGGCAGUCCAAAACGAAGAAUGAAAGUCACGUGUUUCAUAACAGUUGAUAGAAAUAUCAACCGUUCCCCCCUAAGAAUUACUUUGUCAAGAUACAAAUUCACCCUGAACGAAAAUGUUCAUGUAAAUACCAUAGUGACAAUUGUCACUGUGAAUAAACGCGAUGUGAAUUAUACUAUCGUAGGUGGAAACACGGAAAAGACAUUCAGUAUCUCUCGAGAUGGCAAGAUCACUGUGAUCAAGACUUUGGAUUAUGAGAAGAUCAAACUUUAUAAACUUGUGGUUAGAAUUACGUACAGGAGGCGUGGAGGAAUGGAACUUGCUAAAGAGACAACUAUCACAAUUCAAAUAUUGGAUGUUAAUGACAACGAACCAAUUUUUACAACCCUCAGUAAUCCUCUGGUUGUCACCAUCAACACACCAGUUCAUCCCAAUUCAAUUAUUACCAAAAUUUCCGCUUAUGAUGCUGAUUUAGCAAAUAGUGUCACUUAUAGAAUCAAAUUAAGUUCUUCCCAAGUUCCGUUCGAUCUUAAUUCUAUCUCGGGUGAGAUUACCGCUCAGCGUUCGUUAGAAAGUCGUAGUUGGACGUUUACGAUAGUUGCCGAAGAUUCAGUGGAACCGAAGAGACAUAGUGAGCUUGAUGUACACGUGAGGAUUCGUAGAGGUCGUCCGAGGUUAAGAAUUCCUCAGCAUCAGCUGUCAGCAAGUGUAGAUGAGGGACCUCUGGGUGUAGGUAGGGAUAUCACGAGUUUCUCUGUGAACAAUGAGUGGGAGAACAUGAUCACGUAUUCUAUAUCGGGAGGAAACCAUGAAAACGUUUUUUGCGUUGACGUCAGAGGCUUUCUUCAUGUGGUGAAAGAACUGGAUCGUGAAUUUCGUGAACACUACAUUCUGUCGGUUUCGGUAAAUGACGGACAUAACUCGGAGGUUUCCGACGUAAAUAUCACAGUCAAUGACAUAAACGAUCAUCGACCUCAGUUCUCUAGUGAGGUCAUCUCGAUUUCAAUCGACGAAAACACGUAUGCACAAAAGAUCUGGAUAUUUAGUGCAAAGGACUGGGACGUUGGUAAUAUCACAUACGAGAUUGUUGGAACAUCAAAACAAUCCUCCAGUAAUAUCUUUGCAAUGGAUCAGGGGAUAUUAAUGAUUACCAGAACUUUGGAUUACGAGAAAACACGAAGACAUGUACUAACCAUAGCGGCCAGAGAUCAAGGAUCACUUGAAACAUUUACUCGAGCUGUUGUUCAUGUUCGUGAUAAAAAUGACAACUUUCCUUCCUUUCUGUCGCGUCGCUAUGCUGAACGUGUUCCUCUCAACGCUCCACGAGGGUAUAUCAUCCUUCAAACUCUGGCGACUGACCAAGAUUCUGGACAUAACGGACAAAUAAGCUAUGCUAUUCAUCCUGUCUCAAAUAUGUUCACCAUCGACGAGUCCACAGGCUGGAUACGUGUGGCCAGCGAACUUACCCAUGGUAGUUUCCUAUUUAAUGUAACUGCGAAGGAUCAUGGCACACCAAGUUAUAGCGAUACUGCAUCUGUCACGAUUGUGGUUGAGGUGAACGCGGGACCUCCUCGCUUUCUAUACGCGGGCUUUACGCGAGGGUUCCACGCAAGCGUUCGUGAGAACGAACCGAGAGGAACGAAGGUGCUGACGUUAACAGCUGUGAGUAGAGAUUUAGUGACUUAUGAGCUCUACCAGAAUGAUGUCACUGAUUUUAUAAUCGACCCUAUCUCUGGAGAUAUUACCACAACUAAAUCUUUAGAUUACGAACACAUCAAGUACUACGAGUUUACAGUAAGUGCCACUGACCGAAGUGGACGUUCAAGCCUGGCUCAUGUCGGGGUUUCAGUGAUCAAUGUGAAUGAUAAUAAACCCAAAAUUUUAAAUAAGAACGAGGAUAAUCUAAUCUCGUGUCGAAUUCGUCAUGAUGUGGCUGUUGGUUCGUUCUUAAUAAAUAUCCAGGCUCAGGAUCUCGAUAAUGAUCCCUUGCGUUUCCACUUGGCUGAAAACUCUAAAUCUGAAUCAAAGUUUUUCAGGAUUGACACAACUGGACGAAUAACGACUGCACGGUCACUGGUCGGGAGGAGAGAAAAGAUCGAUAUUGCAGUGACAGUUAGGGAUAAUGGGAGACCUGUGUUGACAGAUACUGUGACAGUGAUUGUUGUAGUUGUCAAGUAUGGAAAUAACCUCGAAACCCAUUUGGCAGAAGUCAGCGAGGAUACCAUUGUAGGCAAGACCAUUUCAGUAUCAAAAAAGUUACAACCAACAUAUAAAGAUCCUAGUUAUAGCAUUAUUUAUCCACCGCAGUCCCCAAUUGCUAUUCACAGUACCCUCGGAAGCCUCAGCUUGGUGAGAAAACUUGAUUACGAGGAAUGUAGGGAAUACUCUCUAACCGUGAGACUUAAUGAGACUGGGGACAAUAAUAAUUAUUUUGAUGUUGAUAUCAAGGUUGAAGUUAAAGACGCGAAUGAUAAUCGGCCGGAGUUUCUCGCUCCGGGUAAUUUCACCGGGUGUGAAAACCCCGUGAGAGUUAAAAUCCAUAAAAAUGCUCAAAGAGGAAGUUUGGUCUAUCAGUUUAAAGCCAGAGAUAGAGACAGUGGCAGGAACGGAAAAGUCGUUUACUCCAUAGAAAGAUGUUCUGACUGUACGGAUUUGUUUACCAUGGAUCAGGACAACCCUGGGGCUUUGAAAACCACCGGGGUUUUUUUAACAAGACCUCAGUAUCAAGUUGACGUGGUAGUAAGCGAUGAAGGAAGCCCACAAAUGAAAACAAGAGGAUGUAUUCUCGUUCAGGCUGAGCAUUUAAAACCACUGUUUACGAAGCAAGAAUAUUACUUUGAAAUAGAUGAGUCUGCAGAUAUUGGUCAUCAGGUUGGAGUGGUCAAGGCCGAAGGAUUUGGUGUUUCUGUGACAUAUGAACUACGACACCCAAGUUUAAUAUUGAGUGUGAAUCCAACGACGGGUGAGUUGAGUUUGAUUUCUACUCUCAACUACGAGAACAGCAAUGAACGAAGGAUUGAGGUUGAUGUUGACACCAAGAACCAAGCCUCCGCAGCAAGAGUUAUUAUCCUUGUGAGAGAUGUGAACGACUGUGCUCCAAAGUUUGAUGAGUCAACGUAUAUAGACUAUGUACCAGAAAGUGCUCUUGUUGGCAGCACUGUUCUUAAAUUACAUGCCUCAGAUGACGAUUCUGGCUUGAACUCUGAUGAAAGAUAUUCUCUAAAUAGUGAGGAUUUCAUUAUUGACUCGUAUACCGGCGUCGUUACGACUGCAGUGUUGUUGGAUUUCGAGAUAGAACGAUCUUAUGUCAUUACUGCGAGAGCUCAUGAUAGAGGAAGCCCUAGUCAAGUGGGUGAAACACGCUUGGUUAUAAAUAUUGUGAAUGUUAACGAUAAUAGACCAAUAUUUACGUCACAAGAAUACUCGUGUAGUAUCUGGGAAAAUGCUGAACAUGGAAGUGAAUUAACUACAGUCAAAGCUACCGACGCUGACGGAGAUAAAGUCUUCUACGACAUUACCAGCGGAGACAGUGCUGGAUUAUUUGUAUUGGAUCCAGACACCGGAGUUCUUCAUUUAGCCAACGAUAAAUCAUUAUCCCUAGUAGGACCCUAUUAUACCCUGAAUAUCUCAGCAACGGAUGAGGUUCAUUGGGAAUACUCCAGGAUAAAAGUGAACAUUAAGGAUAUCAAUAACCAUGCACCAGUGUUUAAAGAUUGUAAUGAUUAUAAGCCAUCCAUCCGGGAGAACGACCCGCCCGAAACUUUUGUCUUACAAGUCGACGCCAGUGAUGAGGACCUGGGUACUAAUGGUGAAGUGGAAUAUGCGAUAGUUCAGCAGCCGGAUGGAGCAAAUUUUGCUAUUGAUCGUAGAACGGGAAGAAUCAAAAGCUUGUCGAGAUUUGACCGAGAGAGACAACGGAAAUUCCCGCUUCUGAUUAAAGCCACAGACGGGAGUCGAAUGAUGAGGCCUGAGGAGAGAUUGGAAGGAUCGUGUUCAGUUGAAAUUGAAAUAACUGAUGUUAACGACAACAAACCAAUCUUUGACAGAAUCUUUUAUACACAAAGUGUCAACGAAAAUGUUCAGAUUGGUCAUCGAAUCAUACAGGUGAGAGCCAGGGACGAUGACGAAGGAUUAAAUGCAAAGAUUAGCUUUAGUUUCAAGAAAUCAUCAUCUCUGUUUGUUAUUGACUCUGAAACUGGCGACAUCAGAACACAAGCAAAGCUUGUUGAUAAAAAGAAAAGUUACAAGCUCAAAGCCAUAGCCAAAGAUCACGGAAACCCGUUUUUAUUUUCCGAAGUUGACGUCACAAUAAACGUAAUAGAAUCGAACGACGAGCCUCAGUUCUUACAAAGUUUCUACGAAGUUACCAUACCCGAGAAUUUCACCGGAUUCAUAGCAAAUGUUACCGCAACUUCUAGGAACUCUGAGCACGACGUGUUCUAUAGUUUUGUCGUAGAUAAUAAUCAUAGAAAUUUUCAAAGAAGAACAUUCAGUAUUGAUCCUAAUGGUGUGGUAAAAGUGAAGAGUCCGUUGGACCGCGAGACUAUUCCUGUGUAUACCCUAACCAUUCGUGCUCAGACCACGCUUGAAUUAAGCUCAUUUGCCACCUUAAAAAUCGUCAUCUCGGAUGUGAACGACUGCUCUCCGGAGUUUCUAUCAUCGCGUUAUUUCGGAGAGGUGUCGGAAAAUGUCAAAGCAGGGACUUCUGUACUUACGGUCAGCGCCAGCGACCCGGAUUUAAGAAGUAAUACUGAAUACAGUAUGGUUUUUAGAAACGCACAUUUCAGUAUUCAUCCUAGAACCGGAAUCAUAUUUACCAAGCGACGAUUCGAUAGAGAACAGAAAGAAAAUUACAUUUUCCAAGUAAAAGCGAUUGAUAGAGAUAACCCAAGAUUAUCAAGUCGCGUAUCUGUGUAUGUGAAGAUUAAAGAUUUAAAUGACAACCCCCCCGUCUUCCAGCACAAUAGUUAUGCAACGUCAGUGAAGGAAAAUGAAGUGAAUGAAAGUGUUAUUGAUACUGUGGUAGCCCACGAUAGAGACCGCGGAAUAAAUGCUAGAAUUACAUACACCAUAAAAGGAGGAAAUUUUGACGGCAACUUCCGUAUAGAUCCCGAAGAUGGCCGAAUUUUUGUGAACGGGAAAAUCGACUAUGAGUUGAGGCAGAAGUACGAGCUCUACAUAGGAGCCUGGGAUGGGAAGAACAACGCAACAACACGAAUGAUAAUCACGGUUAAAAACGAAAACGAUAAUAACCCCACGUUUGGAAAAAAAAUUCACGAGGCGUCUAUUAAAGAGCGUAGUCCUAAAGGUAGUCUCGUUACCAGCCUUGAAGCAAGCGACCCUGAUGCAUUAUUGAUUGAGUACGAACUGAGUGUUCAAAUACGAAAUGUGUUUGAAAUCCAUCCAACUACGGGUGAUAUCAGGACUAAAAUUGAGCUAGAUCGAGAGUUGAAAGAUUCCUACAAAUUUGAAGCUUAUGCCAGGGAUCAAGAUGGAAGAACAGGGACGGUUAGUGUUAUAAUAAGUGUCUUAGAUGUAAACGAUAAUGCCCCAAUAUUCCUGGAAAAACGACAGAGAAUGUCGGUCAUCGAGAAUGCACCGCCCUGGACUGUCGUUGGACGAAUCAAAGCCACUGAUAUUGACGACGUUAAUUCCGGCAACGGGAGGGUAUCUUAUGGGAUAAUCAUGGAUCCUAUCAAUGCAUUCAGUGUUGAACCCAACACAGGAAUUUUAAGGACAACUGCUGAACUUGAUCGAGAGAAUACCAGCACAGUCACACUCAUUGUGAACGCUUCGGAUAAUGGAAUGCCUUCACAAUAUACUCGUGGUGAAGUCAUUGUUACUGUUCUUGAUGCUAACGAUCAUCCUCCGAGGUUUAGUCAGAAGAUUUUUGAAGAAACCAUUGCUGAGGAUGCCAAGGUUGGGUUGACCAUCCUACAAUUAGUCGCCUCUGAUAAAGAUAUUGGUCUAAACGCAAAUCUAAGUUUUGCAAUGUUGAGGCAAAGAUUCAAAGACAAAUUUUAUGUGGAUUCUAAUUCAGGUAUCGUCAAGUUAAUUGGACAACUAGAUUAUGAAAGGGCGACUGAACACAGGUUUGUUGUUCUUGUCGAAGAUGGUGGAAUUCCAAAACGGUCAGACAAUGCUACGGUUAUAGUCAAGGUGACAGACAGCAAUGAUUGCCCUCCAGUAUUUUCUCAAACAUAUAACUUCGUCUUACCUGAGGGAGUCUAUAACAAUCAAACACUGUCAAGUAAACUGGUCGCUACUGACGCGGACCGCACUCCACAGAAUGCAAAACUGGAGUAUUCUAUCCCGGAAGACGCGGGUGAAUCGGGCCUCGUUGUGAAUCCAAACACUGGCGAAUUGUCCCUGAAUACCGCGUUGGAUUACGAGAGUCGGAAGGCGCAUACGUUUAAAGUUAGAGCAACAAAUUUGGCUUCUCCGCCUCUUUAUGGCGAGUCAGAGGUGAAGAUUGAAGUUACCGACAUCAACGACAAUCCCCCGGAAAUUGUGGAAUCAUCGCGUGACCAGAAAAUCUUGGAAAACUCCACAACGGAGGGUCAUGUGACGCGCAUUGGAACACUUCUGGCUUUUGAUCGUGACAGGAAACCAAACGGACCCCCGUUCACGUUUGGAAUUCUUGCUGGAAACGAGAAAAACCUGUUUCAACUUGAUUCCAAGACUGGUUCCUUGAGUACAGUAGCAAAUUUUGAUCGGGAAGAGCAGGCGUUGUAUAUUCUGAAGGUUUGGGUGCGAGAUAACGGCACUCCUGCGUUGACCAAUAAUAUCACAGUACGGGUUCACGUGACUGACCGUAAUGACAAUCAACACAAAGAAGGACACCUCGAGUUAACAUUGAACCUAUUUGACCAUCAAACGAUAUCCCCCAAUGCUCCUAUUGGUCAAGUGUUUGUCAACGAUACUGAUAUAAAUGACCUGCGGUAUUACGACGUAUUGACUGGUGACACAAGUACAUUCAUUAUAGAGAGACUCACGGGUAAUAUUAAAACAAAGAAACAACCUUCGGCGAAGGAAUACAAGUUCCUGGUACGAGUCUCCGACCGGAACAGUUCCUUUCACCCGGUAGAAUGUAAAGUCACGAUUAAAAUUAAUAGAAUUCCUUCGAUUGCUUUUACCAAAAGUAUAACAUUGCGAUUCCUGGAAAUGACUGUGGGAGAAUUCGUCACAAAUCUUGAUGUUUAUAAAAAGGAAAUUGCAAAAGCUCUUCGAGUAUCUACUAAAAAUGUUGAUAUAUUGAGUAUCCAGGAUUCUGGAGAUGGCGCAGUAGAUGUGAGGAUGGCAGCUCAUGGUAGUCCAUAUUUCGCUCCGGAAAGUAUGAUCUCGAUUAUAAAACGAAAGCGAAGUCUUUUAAAAUAUUUUCAAAAUGUGAUUGUGGGUUACGAUGCUUGCUCAGAGGAGCCAGAGGAACCAGGCGGGUGCAGAAGCAUAGCAAAGUUGACCAUCAAGGUACAAACUGUGAAUAAUGGACGCGGGAAAUCAUUUACCUUUGUUAAGACCUUAGUUGAUGUUAGGUUUAAUAGUUGUGAGACGUUAUAUCCAGAAAAGAGAUCGUGUAAAGAAAGACCUUGUUUCAAUUCUGGUGUUUGUCAAGACGUGCCUGGAGGUUAUUUGUGCAUUUGCCCCACCAAGUACCAGGGUCCAAACUGUGAGCUGACCACGCGCAGUUUUAAACCAGGAGAUUGGGUCUCGCUUCGUCCUUUGAGAACAUGCAGUAUCGGGACAAUUUCCCUGGAGUUUUCUACUCUACGAGAAAAUGGCCUUUUUUUUUAUGCCGGACCUUCGUCGAGUUUAGGGCCUGGUGAUACAAGUGAUUUUCUAGCUAUACAGUUACACCGGGGGAAAGUGAGGGUGAAGUUGUCCCUGGGUGACUUUUACCCGAGUGUAAUACACGUUGCAAAGUCAAAGAAAUUGAACGAUGGUGACUGGCACAUGGUGGAGAUUUAUCGAAAUGGAUCGUCUAUUCGAGUGGUUAUUGAUCAGUGUAAUUCAUCGUUGGUGAGAUCAUCAGAAAGUGGUCAAAAGGAAGACAGAAGGAACUGUGAGCAAAAGAUGGACAUCAGAAAUACGAAAUUUCAUUCUCUCAACAUCAACACUCCAAUACAACUUGGCGGUCUGCUAGGAUCACCUCCAGAUUCAAUCAACGUCAGACCAACCACCUAUGAUGGUUGUAUUCGAAAUGUUAAAGAAAACGGGAUAAUGAUUGAUUUGAAGGAUACCUCGAACUCUAUGGGAUCACAAGAAGGGUGUCCUGUUAUUGACCAACAUUGUUCCUCUCCGUCGCCUUGUGCUAGGAACGCAUCAUGUAUACCAUCAAGGAAAAGUUACUCGUGUAUUUGCCCCCCUGGAACUGGAGGAUUAAAGUGUAAAAAUGCCUCUGUGGAGCAGACGUUUGAAGACUCCAGUUUUAUUGCGUAUCAACCGCGGUCUUCGUUCUUGAAAAGAUUACAAUUCAAAAUUUACGGAUAUUCAAAUGAUGGUGCGGACCAGGGACGAAAAUGGUGGUCCUCUUUUGAGGAUUAGAAAGAAAAUUGGAUUUGAACUUUUAUCACUUAGGCUCACAAAAAGCGACAAAGAUGGAUUAUCUCUUGAGGCAAGGAUCAAAUUAAGACGAGAAAUGAUCACCGUCAGACUGACGAAUACGAUGCUG
Messenger RNA from Dendronephthya gigantea, 13245 nucleotides. RefSeq names its product protocadherin-like protein. Lineage: Eukaryota; Metazoa; Cnidaria; Anthozoa; Malacalcyonacea; Nephtheidae. Gene Ontology annotation, molecular function: calcium ion binding. The record is from RefSeq and is a predicted model, not a curated record. Gene Ontology annotation, cellular component: plasma membrane. Gene Ontology annotation, biological process: homophilic cell-cell adhesion.